CCAAAAGCACAUGACACAGAAAGGAUCAGUCUGGAGGUUUUAGGGCUGUACCCACCCACGGAGGGCUGGAGAAGACACAGGAGUGAUACAGUCAGAAAUCUGGGAACGAAUACAAAAUCCCCUGACACGGUGGUCAAGCUUUAUUUUUCUGGUGCACUUUUGAAAGGCUGUAUUAAAAUAGUGAGCAUCAUCUUAUUUAUUUAUUUAUUUUUGCUGUUGGGAACCUCAGUAAACAGCCCCCUUUCCAAACCCAGAGAAGAAUAGUGCUCAAAUUGUUUUAUGAGUCUUUUUCGUCCUGAAUAAUUUUCCCCCACCUCAGUAGAAAAAUUCCAGCAGUUGUGCCAUCUUUUCUUUUUCUUUUUACUUUUUUUCCUGAGAAAGAAAAGAACACAGUCUAUUAUGGAAAGGAUGGGGGAGCCUCAAGCCAAAUGGUCGUAGCACCAACCGGUCCUGCCUGGGAAAUCAAAACAAUCACGCUCCAUUUGGAGGCUCCACAGGGGCGCUGGCUGCUAGGUCCCAGGCUUGCCCGAGCCAAGACUGGAGGUGACGGUACCUGCAGAUGGGACAUAGAUGGAUGAGGCUUGGUUCCACUGGCUCUGGGGGUUAAAAAUCUUCAGGAAUUUUCUACCUUAGGCUGUUAUGAUCUUCCUGGAGGGAAGGGUCCCAGAUGAACUUGCUUUUCAGUCUGGCUUGGGUCCAAGAUCUGCAAGUUCCUUCCAGGCUAGACUUUGCUUAGGUGGAAGGAUCUGGAGAGAGGAGAGAGAGGAGACAGAGGCCUCUACACUGGGACGAGGGCCUCCAAGAUGCUUUUAUUUUGGAGUCUAAUAGUGCCCCCUCCCUGGAAUUGCCCUUUCCCAGAGUUGGGUGGGGGGAGGUAAGUAGAAAUUGUAGGAAAGGUCAGGGGCUGGUGUACGAGCAGGAGGGAAGGAAGCCAUGGUCCGCGAAGCAAUGGUAUCCUAUUCCCAAGCAUUCCCCAAAGGAGUACAAUCCUUUAAAAAAAAAAUCAAAAUGAAAAUCGGUGUUUUGUUUUAUUUUGUUUUUUCUUUAAAAUUAAAGUUGAAGCAAGAAGCAUCCAUGUCAGGUCAGAUGCUUGGUCCCAGCGUCUGCUGCAGAAAGCCUGGCGAGGAGAGAAGAAAAAAAUCCCUAUUGAUGUCAGUUCCCUUUUUAGUUCCUAAGAUGGAUUCGAGGCCCAGUCCUCUUCUCCCCGUGUGUCUCUUCUCUCGCCCCGCAGGUCAGCCGCUUGGAACAGACCCGGGAGGAGGGGGGCAGAAAGGGGAGGGGGGGUCCGGCGUGUCACGUGACCCCCAGGGGUGCCAAUGUCCGGUCGUGAGGGUAUCAGGCCCUUGCAAGUUGCCACCCACUGCCCGGGCCUCGCCCAGCGAUGCAGAAAGCCACCUACUACGACAACACGGCAGCUGCGCUCUUCGGAGGCUACUCCUCGUAUCCUGGCAGCAAUGGUUUCGGCUACGACGGGCCUCCCCAGCCCCCCUUUCAGGCCGCUACGCACCUGGAGGGUGACUACCAGCGCUCAGCGUGUUCCCUGCAGUCCCUGGGCAAUGCCGCCCCACAUGCCAAGAGCAAGGAGCUCAACGGCAGCUGCAUGAGGCCCGGCCUGGCCCCAGAGCCCCUGCCCGCCCCGCCGGGCUCACCCCCACCCAGCGCCGCACCUACCAGUACCACUAGCAACAGCAAUAACGGGAGCGGGCCCAGCAAAAGCGGCCCCCCCAAGUGCGGUCCCGGCUCCAACUCUACCCUCACCAAACAGAUAUUCCCCUGGAUGAAAGAGUCGAGGCAAACGUCCAAGCUGAAAAACAGCUCCCCCGGCACAGCAGAAGGUUGUGGUGGCGGCGGCGGCGGCGGCGGCGGCAGCGGCGGCGGUAGCAGCGGCGGGGGCGGCAGCGGCGGCGGGGGAGGGGACAAGAGCCCCCCGGGGUCGGCGGCGUCCAAGCGGGCACGGACGGCGUACACAAGCGCGCAGCUGGUGGAGCUGGAGAAAGAGUUCCACUUCAACCGCUACUUGUGCCGGCCGCGCCGCGUGGAGAUGGCCAAUCUGCUGAACCUCAGCGAGCGCCAGAUCAAGAUCUGGUUCCAGAACCGCCGCAUGAAAUACAAGAAAGACCAGAAGGCCAAAGGGCUGGCCUCGUCGUCUGGGGGUCCCUCUCCGGCCGGCAGCCCCCCACAGCCCAUGCAGUCCACCGCCGGCUUCAUGAACGCCUUACACUCCAUGACCCCCAGCUAUGACAGCCCGUCCCCGCCAGCCUUCGGCAAAGGCCACCAGAAUGCCUACGCGCUGCCCUCCAACUACCAGCCCCCUCUCAAGGGUUGCGGCGCCCCGCAGAAGUACCCCCCGACCCCGGCGCCCGAGUACGAGCCCCACGUCCUCCAAGCCAACGGGGGCGCCUACGGGACGCCCACCAUGCAGGGCAGCCCGGUGUACGUGGGCGGGGGUGGCUAUGCGGAUCCGCUGCCGCCCCCUGCCGGCCCCUCCCUCUACGGCCUCAAUCACCUUUCCCACCACCCCUCGGGGAACCUGGACUACAACGGGGCGCCCCCUAUGGCCCCCAGCCAGCAUCACGGACCCUGUGAUCCUCACCCCACCUACACAGACCUCUCCUCUCACCACGCACCACCUCAGGGUAGAAUCCAAGAAGCGCCCAAAUUGACACACCUGUGAUGUGAGGGGCGG
This is a messenger RNA of Peromyscus eremicus (cactus mouse), 2686 nucleotides long. It is a transcript of the gene Hoxb3, whose product is annotated as homeobox B3. Gene Ontology annotation, molecular function: DNA-binding transcription factor activity, RNA polymerase II-specific; RNA polymerase II cis-regulatory region sequence-specific DNA binding. Gene Ontology annotation, biological process: regulation of transcription by RNA polymerase II. NCBI's taxonomy places the organism in Eukaryota, Metazoa, Chordata, Mammalia, Rodentia, Cricetidae. The record is from RefSeq and is a predicted model, not a curated record. Gene Ontology annotation, cellular component: nucleus. The transcript is spliced from 2 exons. Bases 1382 to 2674 code for a protein of 430 amino acids.